GAAAUCUAGCUCUGUGAUAUUUUUAUGUGAUUGAUGUAUUAUCAUAGAUCGCAUGUCCGGUCUCUGUUCACCGAAUAGUUGGAUGAAUACGCUGUUCUUUGUAAACGAAAACUUUUUAUUUUCGUAAACGUAUUACUUCUUUACAUGUGAAGUUUAGAUUGAAAUAUCUCUAUGAACCCAAUUUGUUAUUAACAAUACAAAGAAAAUUGCUUAAAUUGCGCCACCAAAUGUGGAUGUCAGAAAGCUUGGCAACCCUAAUAGAAAUGAUGUACAUGGCUUGAGGUUAUAAUCGCCCUAGCAAAAUAUCAUAUGCUGAAAACCGUAUUCUGAAGUUAUUAAUUAGCUUGAGCUAACCGAUUCUAUGAAUAAAUGUAAAAUUCAUGCCUAUAGGGAAACUUAAUUGGUUCGAGAAAACUAAAGCAAAUUAAGUACACGUAAAUAUGUAUGCGUGAUAUUAAGCGAUCAAUGAAAAUAAGAUCCAAAACUUUGACCAUAUGCAACUACAAACACAUUGGAAAAUAAAUAGAAUGAUACCUGGAUAAAAUACAAUAUCUGCGUAAUUGCCCACGAUUACGGGAAACAUAACCUAAAAAAUGUCUUUAAUCGAUAUUAUAGAGACAGAAAAAAAGAAGCAGAGCGAGAAAAUGUGAACAAGCUCUAUAUAUGUAGAAGCACAUACACAUAUACGCAAAUAAUGCUAUACCAGCAGUUAUCGAAGAGCACUCCGUGAUACAUACAUACAUAAAUAUAGGAAAGAGAAAUGACACCGUUGGCAGAAGAUAAUGAUAUUUGGAAUGCUUAAAUCUGAACCGAUUUCGAUAGUGCCGUAAGAAUUACGGUUAUAAAUGUUAAGGUUAAGGUGACCCAUAGAUCGGGUCGAAUAGUUCAUUUUUGGAAAAUAACAAUUUGUGUAUGAAAUAAAUUUAUAAUUUAAAAUGACACAAAUAAAUAAGUAUGGCUAUGUGAAUAUACAAAUGUAUGCAUUUAAUUAAACAAUUUAAAUUUACGCAUAAUAAUUUUCGACCGAAACCAAUAUGGCUGCCAUCGGUGCUCGUGCCGUGACAUCGUACAUUUCGCUUACAUGUGGCGUAACUUGUAUUAUGUACUAUCAGACAUACGUUUGCACGUUAUAAAUUUACUUCGUGUAUGUAAGACUUAAUAGUAAAAUGCCAGGAGCCGAAUAACUUUAUUUCGGACUUUAUUACCAUAAUCAUGUAGAAAUUAACUGUCGAUUUUAUCUGGUCUGCUAUUAUAAACAGAGAAUAUAAUAUCUACUAGAGUAUACUUAUAGCAAAUAUUGCGGGUCGGUGCGGGAUUAUAGAUACAUAUUUUGUACUAUUAAUGAUAUUUAUCUAAAUUGCAUGUUACUAAUUUUGAUAUUGUUUUUGGAGCAUAUAUAAUAUUUGAAUGCAUACAUAUUUUCAAGACGUACGUUAUGUCUGUAUAUUUACAAACUAAUAUGAUUAGCCUAUAAAAUCGAAAAGUUCGGAGAAAACUCAUUCCCAAAGUAGAAGAUAAACUCUUGGUUGCACAUCAAACAUUAAAUAAAUGAAUACUAUAUAUUCUUAGUUAUUUUAAUAUUAUUUUUAUUUUGUCGUCAACCCAUCAUUCGGCUGCUUUUAUGUGUACGCUUGUUUUAUUCGCGUUCGGUUUUUUCCAUACAUUUUCGCUAAACGGGGAAACGACGACUCGUUAUUAAUACCAAAAAGCUACUCUGUCAUAUUGUUAUUUAAUUGUUGCAACUACUGUGAUUUUGAUUCAUAUCUAAAAAUGCAACUAACGGUUUUAGAUGUAAUAUUUUCUUAAAAUUUUAAAUAUCGGUUAUCUAUAUCGGGAUAUUUCUUUUCAUAAAUCGCUAGAUAUAUUUCUCUCUGAAAAAUGUAUAUAUGCGUGCCUACACCUCUGUACAUACAUAUAUGUAUAUUUAUAUAUAUAUUUCUCAUAUCAUUCCAUCGCAGUCACACACAUUUGUUGUUAUUGGUUAUUUAGCGCUGUUUUGAGCAGACAAGAGCCGUUGCUCUUCUUUCUGCUUUUAUACGAGUAUACCACUGCUUUUCGGAUUCUAUCUAUGGUUGUUUGUGCAUAUACGCCGCAAUCUGCUGUUCCCGUGAUUAUUGCGUUGGACUUUGUCUGUUUUCAGUUUUUGGUAUAUAUCUCGGUAAUUUAGUUCGAGGGAAUAGCUAAUACUAACCGAACGACUUAAUUACUGCUGCCAAGUUGCGACUUACGACGAAUGCAAUCGUCCUUACAAAAAAAUUAAUAAUUUUAUAAUAUUUUUUAUUUAAAAUUUUUUCGUUAUUUGUUAUUUUAAGAUAUUAGUUCUUUUAAAUUAUCCCUCGAAAUUAUUAUUCGAAUGCGUUCUACAUUACAUUUAAUUAACCCACAAAAUACUCACCACACACUUUCGCUUACUUGCCUUUCUAUAAGAAUGUACACUACGUUUCAAUCUGUCAGCUUGUUCGUCAGCGUUUCUCUCGUGUCCCUGAGGUGCUUAGCUAUUCGGCUGCAUACCUGUAUCUCUAGCAUUUAAACUAGAACUUUUGUGGAAAAGGUUGUCUUUCUUAAAGUAUGCACAAAUUUCAAUAUUUGACCCAUCGGUUUUAGUGAUUUGCAUGCUUUUCGCCAACUUCGUGUAUACCCACGUUGUACUCAGGCAGCUGUUUGCGCGCUUAUCUUCUUGCUGCUAUCUACAUAUGUAUGUACAUAUCUUUAGCAUCUUGCUCUAGCAUUCCCUUUGGUACACUUGAAAUUAAUUUCCAUGAUUAUCCUGGAUCAAAUUUUCAAUCACUCAACGAAUCUUUUUUUAAAAACCAUAAAUAUAAAAUCAAGUAGUGAUGUCAGCUACUUUUCGAAUUCUCUUAUUUACUCUCCGCUUUUGAGUUCAGUGCUCUUUUACUCUCUCAUUUGCCUUAAGGUUUUUCGUAUGUUGGUUUGUAACUUACACAACUGUACAUAGGAAUAUAUUUCUUAAUAUUUCUACAAUUGUGCAAAAGGUGCGCCCUAGUGAAGAAAAUUUUAAAAUUUACGAAAAAAUAGAGCAUUUUAGAAAUUUCGUCGAGCAGAAAUGGCUGAAAUAAGGUCUGAGUUGGAUAUCGACAACUUUAAUGCAUAGCUCCGUGUAAAUACUUAUACCACAAGCCACAAAAUGAUGGAAGUUAAGCAGAGCGCACCGACCGACUUUAACAAGCUUUCAACAGCGAGUAGUAAUGGCAAGCCCGAUGACUUGGAUGUCAUGUCAGAAUUGGAGACAACAAAACUGAAAAGUGAUUUAUUAAAUACAAACGAUCUGCCACAAAAUGGUUUAAUCGGUGACGUUUCAAACGGUUUCGCCGAUGCCGGCGAUGGUCUGGAUCUCGAUGAACUAAUUGAUUUAAAUGAGACAGUCAAUCCUGAAUUGGAAGAUGCGUUGCUGCGUGAAGACGAUGAUGAUGAUGAUAAUGGUGCAGAUGUAGUUGAUAAAUUGCUGGCUGAAGUGGUGCCGAAAGCGGCCGCCGUACUUGGUGAAAAGGCUGAUAAGGUCGAGGAUAGUACAACAACAGUAACAACUAGUUUGCAUAACACAGGCGAUGAUCUGGAUAAGUUAAUCUCGAAAAUUAAUGAUCUAGAAGAUUGCAUUGAGACAUCGUCCUCGGAAAAGGAUGACGCAGUGAACGGAAAUGCGGUCACAGCUGAGGCAGCAGAAGCAGAAGUAACUGCAGAAACGCCAGAGCAAGUGUCAGUGGAGAAGAAAGAUGUGGUGAAAGUUGGAAAUGCCGUAGAAGAUAGUACGCCGGGUAACAGUGUUGAGAACACCGAAGUUAAUGAUGAUAAGGAAAAUGUCAAAACAUCAAACUUAAAUGACAAAAGCGUUGGGGAUAUUGAUGGAGAGGAAAAUAAAGAAGUGGAUAAACAUGUAAAUAGUGAUAAAGCUAGCAUAAAUGAAGAGAAUGAUAAAAUAAUUAAUAAUGCAGAAGAUACGGUAGAAAAGGAGGAAACUGAGAGCGACAGCGCAAAGAAAGACUGUAAUCAAGUUAUUGAUGAGAUUAUAGAAAAAAGUGUUGGUAUCACAGCAGAAGAAGAAUCAGCUGAAAAAUCUAAAGUCAUAGAAAACGUCGAAAAGGAAGCUAAAGAAUUAGCGAAACGCACAGAUGAAGUGGAAACAGCAUCAACGGUAAACAGAGACGUUGCAGACAAAGAGUUCAUAAAUGCCGAUGGCACUAAUGCUGAAGCGGGCACAAUUGCUAACGAGUUGCAAAGCAUUAACGCUAAAAGUAAAUCCGCAGAGGCGGACGAUUCCGAUGACGACGUUAUUUUUUUUGUAGGAAAGCCGGCAGCGAAGGAAAAGAAGGAAAGCGAUGUUGAUAAAAACAAAACAGCUGACGGUCAAGUUGCCCAAUCGAUGGAGGUCGACGACGAUGAUGAUGUUGUACUAUUGCUCGAUGAUGAUGAUGAAGCGUCGUUGACUGGGGAAAAAAACACUGAUACUACAGAAAAAGCCGUCACAUCUGAAACCGAUAAAAGUGAGAGUGCAACAGAUGAAAGAAAAUCUAAAUUAGCUAAAGACAGUGGUGAGACUGCAAUUGAACAAAAAAUGGAUAAAGGCGAGAGUGUGGCUGAUAACACAGCGUUACAGUCAGACAACUCCGACAAUGCCUGCGACAAGUUUGAAAGUGUAAAAUCAGCGCCAACAUCUCAAAAGGACGAUGAAACGAAAUCCAAGUCUUCAGAUGCUGUCGAUGAGACAAAUAGCAAUUGUAGUAGCAGCAGCAAUUUGUUACAAGAAACACAAACUAUUGAUAAGGUCGGUACAGCUGGUAGCACUGGCGACGAUGAUGGCGAUGUCGCGGAUGAGCCGGAGAAUGAAGAUGACGCUGACGCCGAUGAUGCCGAGAGUAGCAGCGCCAUAGAAUUAUUGGAAGAUGAUAGUCGCACCGCUGGUGAAGAGAAGGCAAUUGAGCCACCGAACAAACGCUUACGCUUGAGUCUUGAGGCUGAUGACAGCUUAAAAGCCGAAGAUGAAUCGCGUAGCAGUAAUAAGUCCACCGGUUCUACAGCUAAGGAUGAUCCGUUUGAGGUCAUUAAGAUUGCGGAGGACAGUAAUGACGGUGAGAACAGUGAAAAGUCGUUGGGAAUGUCAACAGCUGUUGGCACAAAGCGAACGCACGAUGAAGUUGAACAGAAGAGCGCAGAAGAAUCAAAAUCCGAUUCGUUGGAGGAAGUGGCAAAUAAAAAGACUAAAAUAGAAGAGUCUGUUACGAUUGAGGAAGCGAUAAAAACGGAAACAAUGAAAGUGAACGAAAGCGAUGUGGCCAUAGAUGAAAAACUUGCAACAGAAAGCAAAGUGGUAAAAUCUGAAUCAGAUGAUGAAAAAAUUGAUUUCGCGAAAGUAUUGCCUCAACUUCGCGCUAUAGCUUCUGACAUUCCAAUUCCACUCUAUCCAGCACCCAAGUUCUCAAACGGCGUUGCACCCAAAUUGAGUUUGGACUUCUUCAAACGGUUUCGCAAGAAUUUUGACAAACUCACCAAAACCGAUUUGGAAGAGUUGGUGCUGCAGAAAGUAGUUGAAGCCAUCGUGCACAAAAGCGAAUUCGCUGAAAUGCGCGAAACUAUCGAUAGACAAGAGAAACAAAUCACAGCGCAUCGAGCGAAAAUCGCCGAAAUCUCAAAACAGUUUCGUGAUUUGGAAAUGGUGCACAAUCGUGUGUUAAAAGAUAUCGAAACAAAGAAUUCCCAAUUCAUCAUGCCCGUCAAAAUUACACGUGCAGUAGGUCUACAAGUGUACGUACCGACUAAGCGCGGCUCAGACGUUGUUCCACCCAGUACUCAUCCCCACUUGUCUACAUCACCACAACGUGGUCAAAUGCCACCACCGUCUUCUCCGCCGCGUCAGCCGAACAGCACGCCUGAAACGCGCUCGAGUAAUACGGCGCUGGCCUCAGCUGCGGUGGCAGCCUCUGUGAAUGCGCGGCGCGGUUGCGUACAAAAGGUAACACCACAGCGCCCAGUAGAUAACGGCAUGUCGCCAACCCCACGCCCACCUUCAUAUCGCAUAAAUCCUGGUGUUUUACAAACGGCCUUGACACAGGGUUCCCAAACUACAGCUACUGCGGCUGUGUCGUCACAACAAGCCGCCGGCUUGCCUCGUGUUUUGAACAAAGGUGUGGCGUCGGGUCAACCACGAACUGUGCGCUUCCCUACCAAUGAGCAAGUGCGCGCGCAACAAUUACAACAACAGCAACAAUACGCGCGCCCACAAACGCAAAAUGCUAACAUUCGCAAAUUGGCUCCAAAGCCUAAUACUGCUGGCCCCUUACCCACGCAGCAGACACAGUUUCGACGUCCGGUCGAAGCGACGCCUACCGCACCUAACACGUCCGUGGAUCACUACAUAAACCAGUUGAACCAGGCCUCACCAGCAGUGGGCAGUGUGACAAUCACCUCGGCCAAGCCGAAGGAGAAAGCUGUCAUUGAUCUAACCGAUGAGGAUGAGGUUGCCAGCGCUGCGACGACAACGUCCCCUAUGCAACGUGGCGUCAACACCAAUACACCGAACUUGAAUAGUGCGCGUGCAGUGCCACCGCUUACGCGCAUGCCGCAUAGUCAACAGACAACAGUGCGUUCGACAGCGGUGAAUCUACGUCAGCCGCCUGCGUCAAAAGCGAGCAAUAGUACACUUAUAUCGAAUAUAACUACGCCGCCCGGCACCAGCAUUACGCGUGUACACAUAAGUCCAGCGAAUAUGCCAGCGGCACCGGCACGCAAAUACAAUCACCCUGCGCCACUGCCAAAUACACCGCCGCAACCCUACAAUCCGGGCUGGAAGUUGCCACCGCCACGGCCCACCAUACGCAUCAGUAAUCUAGAGAACGGCAUUGUCAUCUCAUGGACCAUGGAAGAUUCCAUGGAACGUUUUGCCGAGUGCGUCACCUAUCAAAUUUAUGCCUACCAAGAGACAUCUGGUCCGCCAGCAGUUGAUUCAUGGCGCCAUGUAGGCGAUGUGAAAGCGAUGUUACUGCCCAUGGCCGUCACGCUGACGCAGUUCCAAGAAGGUCAACGUUACUACUUUGCGGUGCGUGCGGUGGAUGAGCACAAGCGUCUGGGACCCUUUAGUUUACCCAAAACAUGGACUUAAAUAUGUGGCUAGGAGUUUUAAAUUUUUAGACACAGUAGUUAAGCAUAGCGAAAUAGAGAGGAUUGCUGAUUCAUAUACGCAUGAAUUUUAAUUUUUAUUAUUUCAUUUUUAUUUUGUUAGAUAUAUUUUUCACAUUAUUUAAGUAUUUUAUAUGCAGGCUUUACAACCUCUUAUUUAUUGUUUAUGCAAGCAGAAUUAACCGUUAUGUGCGACUAUGUAAUAUAAAAAAUAUAAUUGUAGUUAUGAUAAGUUUCUUUUGAACUAAAAACAAAAACAAAUAAAACACAAACUAAGCUAUACAACAACAUCAUCACAGUCAUGCGUUAAGUAAAUUGCGUUAUAUAAGUUAUUGUUUAUUUUUCACCACAUAUUAUAAUGUUUCGGCGAAUUUCCAACCCCCAAUAAAUAGAAGAUAUAUGUAUGUAGUCUAGAACUAACGAAUUACUCGUAAUUCUUAAAUUAGGUCUCAAUUAAAAUAAAUAUUAAUUAAAAUUGAAAUAUUGGCAUAUUUGAGUAUAAUACAAUAGUUACAGCAUAUGUUUAACAUAAGUAUUUUUAAUCAUUAUUAAUAUUAAUAUUAUACCUUAAUGACAUAGUUACAUAGUUCAGCAGAAAUAGCGAGAUAUUGAAAUUACACUCAAAAUAACAUAAAACAAGCGAAUAAAUUUAUUUAAUUAAUGUAAGAAC
Molecule: messenger RNA, 7798 nt
Organism: Bactrocera oleae (olive fruit fly)
Lineage: Eukaryota; Metazoa; Arthropoda; Insecta; Diptera; Tephritidae
Source: RefSeq, a predicted model, not a curated record